Molecule: messenger RNA, 246 nt
Organism: Entamoeba invadens IP1
Lineage: Eukaryota; Evosea; Mastigamoebida; Endamoebidae
Product: protein serine/threonine kinase, putative
Exons: 2
Coding region: 1-246 (81 amino acids)
Biological process (GO): protein phosphorylation
Molecular function (GO): ATP binding; protein kinase activity
Source: RefSeq, a predicted model, not a curated record
AUGGUCACAUUGAAAAUAAAAUUAGACAACAUUUUAGUGUUAUCACUUAAUGUCAAAAAAAGUAAUGCUAAAUUAUUUGACUUUGUUAGUUCCAAAAACGUCAAUUUACUGAUGACUAACAUGACUUUCACAAAAAAAAUUGGCACUCCAAAAUAUAUGGCGCCCAAGGUAUUUGACAGAAUAAAAUACAAAAAAGCGUCUGAUGUCUAUUCAUUUGCUAGACUAUGUUUGAGUUUUGUAAUAUGA